AUGCAGAAACGUGGUUGGCACAACCUUCCCGACCAGGCUCGCCGACAGAUGAUCGCCUACCCGGCCGCGAAGAAAUGGACAUUGAUCUACCAGGAUCGCCUGACAGAAUGGCAAGGCGAUCAGAAGAGAAGGGCAACAGCGAAGCCAGGACAAUACUCGAAUUUUGAUGUCACAACCUUUUCAGACGAGGAAGGCAGUCCCGAAUGGUACGUUAGGAAAGUCAUGGACAACAGCCUCGAUACGAAAGGGUUGGGCAGCUUGGAAGUCAACUUGAGAACGCAACAGAUUGGCUGGGUCAAGCGAUUUAUCGAGUGCCAGGGUCAGGUUGCUCUCACCAAUGUGCUCCUAAAAAUAAAUCGAAAGUCUGCGGUCGGCCCGGCAGCUCCUGAGGGCAGCAGAGGCGAGAAGAACCUGGACCGGGAAUACGAUAUUGUGAAGUGUCUGAAGGCGUUGAUGAACAACAAGUUCGGCGCCGACGAUGCCUUAACUCACCAGCAGGUCAUAGUUGCGCUGGCUACAUCCCUCAUCUCUCCCCGACUAUCAACACGAAAACUGGUCAGUGAAGUCUUGACCUUCUUGUGCCAUUGGGCCGAUGGCCAAGGCCACAUGAAAGUCAUUGGGGCCAUGGACAAUGUCAAGAACUCGCAGGCAGAGAAUGGCCGCUUUGAUGCCUGGAUGCGGCUUGUCGAAGUCACGGUCGAUGGCCGAGGCAAGAUGGGCAGUCUCGUCGGUGCAAGCGAGGAAGUGAGGAGCGGUGGAAUUGGUAUGGAGAAUCUCCUCAUGGAAUAUGCCGUUGCGACACUCAUCCUCAUCAAUAUGAUCAUCGACGCCCCUGAGAAAGAUCUCCAGCUCCGGAUUCAUAUCCGAGCGCAAUUUACUGCAUGCGGGAUUAGGCGGAUCCUGACGAAGAUGGAAUCCUUCCAAUACGACCUGAUAGACAAACAGAUUGAGCGUUUCCGGACAAACGAAGCCAUUGAUUAUGAGGAUAUGCUCGAACGGGAGAAUAGCAGUAUCAAGGACAGUAUCGAGGGGGAAGUCAAGGAUCUAAACGAUCCAGCUCAAAUUGUAGACGCUAUCCAGACGCGGCUACAGGGCACCAAGACUCAGGACUACUUCAUAUCUGCUUUGCAACAUCUCCUCCUCAUCCGUAAUAACGAUGGCGAGGAACGUCUCAGGAUGUUCCAGCUUGUGGACUCCAUGCUCAGCUACGUUGCUAUGGACCGUCGUUUGCCGGAUAUGGAUCUCAAGCAGAGCCUCAACUUCACCGUCCAGAGUCUCCUAGACAAGCUACACACGGACUCUGAGGCCCGUCAAGCCCUAGAUGAAGCCCUCGAGGCCCGGCAGAUAGCGGAUGCUGCGAUGGCCGAGAGGGACGAAAUGCGGGCAAGACUUGAACUUGGUGCAGAUGGUCUAGUCGCCAAGAUGCAGAAGCAAUUAGAUGAGCAAGCACGCUUCAUCGAAGCUCAAAGGAGACAAGCCGAGGGACUGAAAUCGGAGCUAGAAAACAUUCAGACCCUGCGUGCUAAGGAAGCUCAAAGAUACGAGCUUGAGACUCGUGAGCUGUAUCUCAUGCUUCGGGAUGCGCAAGACGUUGCUGCGUCGAACGCUGUUAAGGGUAACAAGCUGGGUGAUGAAGAUCCUGCUCGUAUGCAGGGUAUACUUGACCGCGAACGUCUCAUGGACCGCCUGGCAAUGCAGAUUGAGCGCCAAAAGACCCAAUUCAAACUGGAAGGCAGAGUAUGGGGUGAUGCUGCCGGACCUUCUGACAGAUUACGCGCACUACGCGAGGAAAUGGACGGAUAUGGGAACGCGGCUGGCGCCGGCACUCCGCCUCGAGAUUUCACAAACAGCAUGCUUGGUAGUGUCAACAGACAAACCAAGAUCCCCCGUAAACCCGUCAACUCUCAAGGGGAAGCUGCUGACAGAAUCGCUGAGAGCGGAGAUGAAGGAGAAGAUGGUGUCAUCUACGAGAAGCCCCGUGUUGUUGAGAUCCGUCGCCCAGUCAUGGAUCCAAAGCAGCAGAGCAAUCUCCUUGGCGAGAUCACUGGCAAGGUCAAGAAGUAUGAAGGCAGUGAUUCCGAGGAUGGAGAUGGUGUCACUACCGGUCCAUCACACCCGAGCCUUGAAUCGCAAUCUCCUAUCACACCCAGUGACAACGAGCCUCCUAAGAUCGAGAUUACUGGCACUUCUGGGCCACCUCCCCCGCCUCCUCCACCUCCUCCUAUGCCAGGUCAACUUCCUGGCGCACCUCCCCCGCCUCCUGGUAUGCUAUCGCCUACCUCUGCUACGGGAGCACCUCCACCGCCGCCUCCCCCCCCUCCUCCCCCUAUGCCUGGUACGAGCGCAAUGCCUCCUCCUCCACCUCCUCCGCCCCCCAUGCCAGGUGUUGCUGGCAUGCCUCCCCCUCCGCCUCCUCCAAUGCCUAUGCCUGGGACUUUGUCUGGUCAUUUCCUGGCUCAACAGCCUGCCUUUUCGGCGACACCAACUAUUGGUCUACCUGUCGUUCGACCCAAGAAAAAGCUUAAGGCUUUGCAUUGGGACAAGGUUGAUACCCCUGUGACCACUCAUUGGGCCGCCCAUGCCCCUACAGCGGAAGAGAGAGAAGAGAAGUACAUGGAGCUUAGCCGUAAGGGUAUUCUUGAUGAAGUCGAGAAACUCUUCAUGGCCAAGGAGAUCAAGCAACUGGGUCAAAGCAGCUCUAAGAAGGACGACAAGAAGCAGAUCAUCUCUAAUGAUCUCCGUAAAGCCUUUGAAAUUGCUCUCGCCAAAUUUUCACAAUAUUCUGUAGAGAAAGUUGUUCAGAUGAUCAUCCAUUGUGACAAGGAAGUACUUGAUAACCAGGUCGUCAUGGAUUUCCUACAAAAAGAUGAUCUCUGCAAUAUCCCUGACAAUACCUCGAAGCUUAUGGCACCAUACAGCAAAGACUGGACUGGCCCAGAGGCGAAUAAAGAGAACCGGGAACAAGAUCCGGCCGAGCUUACCAGGCAAGAUCAGAUCUACCUGCAAACCGCAUUUGAGCUCCAUCAUUACUGGAAGAGUAGGAUGCGAGCUCUGGCUUUGACAAGGAGCUUCGAGCCUGACUAUGAAGAGAUUUCUGAGAAGAUCCGCCAAGUUGUCAACGUUUCAGAGUCGCUGAGAGAUUCGGUAUCAUUGAUGAACGUACUGGGUCUCAUUCUUGAUAUUGGUAAUUACAUGAACGACGCAAACAAGCAAGCACGAGGCUUCAAGCUCAGUUCCCUUGCCCGUCUUGCAAUGGUCAAAGAUGACAAAAACGAGUCCACGCUGGCUGAUCUUGUCGAGCGUAUUGUUCGACAGCAGUAUCCAGAAUGGGAAGAGUUCACCGGAGAUAUCCAGGGUGUUCUGACUGCCCAAAAGAUCAAUAUCGAGCAGCUGCAGGCUGAUGCCAAGAAGUAUAUUGACAACAUCCGCAAUGUCCAGAUGUCGCUUGACUCCGGUAACUUGUCUGAUCCGAAGAAGUUUCAUCCACAAGACCGUGUAAGCCAAAUCGUACAGCGCUGCAUGAAGGAUGCUAGGCGCAAGGCGGAGCAGAUGGAGUUGUACCUUGAGGAAAUGAUCCGAACAUACAACGAUAUUAUGAUCUUCUAUGGCGAAGAUCCUCAAGACGACAAUGCUCGCAGAGACUUCUUCGCCAAGUUGGCCCUGUUUAUCUCGGAGUGGAAGAGGUCCCGCGAGAAGAACGUCCAGCUUGAAGAUACGAGAAGGCGGAACGAGGCAAGCAUGAAGAGGAAGCACGCGCAGUUGAAGAUUGCUUCUGCUGCCGGUAUAGAGAGUGCACUGCCUAGCCCUAGCAGUGCAGGUGCCAUGGACAGCCUGCUUGAGAAACUCAGGGCUGCUGCACCGCAAACCAGAGAUCAGAAAGAUCGCAGAAGGAGAGCAAGACUCAAGGACAGGCACCAAGUGCGUAUCGCUUCUGGCCAAAAGAUUCCUGACUUGAACGAGAUUCCGGAGGUGGAAGCCGGGCUACAAAGUGCCAAGAGCACAGGAAGUGCCCCUACCGACGAUGAUGGCAACCUGGUUAGCCCUGGGCUGUCCUCGCCGAAGGAAGCCGAAGAGGAUGAUGUCGCGGCGAGAGCAGCACUGCUACUCCAAGGCAUGCGUGGUGAUGGCGCGGAAGAUAGUGAAGAGAAACGUGAAAGCCUUAGGAAGGCGAGAAGACAGACCGCGCAGGAUGAGAGAACCGCCAGGAGAAGGAGGAUGCGCGAGAAGACGGCUAGCACUCAGCCGAAGGAAGAUGACGAGACAAAAGACGACGCCAUGGCUGAUGCUGAUGUACCAACACCCACGGCGGAGGAAACCCCUACUGAAGUGUAG
This is a messenger RNA of Phaeoacremonium minimum UCRPA7, 4332 nucleotides long. Its product is annotated as putative cytokinesis protein sepa protein. Gene Ontology annotation, biological process: actin filament bundle assembly; mitotic actomyosin contractile ring assembly; barbed-end actin filament capping. Gene Ontology annotation, cellular component: mating projection tip; cell division site. The coding region runs from base 1 to 4332 and encodes 1443 amino acids. The record is from RefSeq and is a predicted model, not a curated record. The transcript has 2 exons. Gene Ontology annotation, molecular function: actin binding; small GTPase binding. NCBI's taxonomy places the organism in Eukaryota, Fungi, Ascomycota, Sordariomycetes, Togniniales, Togniniaceae.